Messenger RNA from Trypanosoma brucei brucei TREU927, 3711 nucleotides. RefSeq names its product receptor-type adenylate cyclase GRESAG 4, putative. Gene Ontology annotation, biological process: cyclic nucleotide biosynthetic process; intracellular signal transduction. NCBI's taxonomy places the organism in Eukaryota, Euglenozoa, Kinetoplastea, Trypanosomatida, Trypanosomatidae. Bases 1 to 3711 code for a protein of 1236 amino acids. The transcript has a single exon. The record is from RefSeq and is a predicted model, not a curated record.
AUGUGCGUUGGCACCCGUGCUGCUGGUUUUGGCGGCAGUGCCGCAGACACAUCCAUCGUAGUCGGUCCAGCACGGAGGAGAUCCUACUGCGGCCGCGCCCUUGUUGGAGCGGCGCCGUUGCCAGUCUUACUGCUUCUGUUGCUGUCGGUAAUGUGUGUGAAAGCCGAUAUAGAGAUCGAGGUUUUCUCUCUAUUGCACCAUCAGAAGAUAGAGAAAAGGUUCGUUGAAGCGGUUAACGCUGGCUUCAACGCUUCCAUGACCUCGCGCCGGUGGAAGACGGCACCCAGUGUGCACAUCAAAGUCAUGCAUCCAUUUACGCCCAGCGCGUCACCUGUUAGUGGCUUCCAACAGGCUGUGGAACGCAACAGGGGCAAACUCUUCGUUGUAGUUGGACCCCUGGGCGAUUUCGGCACCGUCUCGUCGCUCAUUACACUACUGGCAGAACAGGAUGUGGUCGCCUUCGCGCCCCUAACUGGAUCAAGUGGGGGUCGUGGGUGGAACCCUAAUCUAUACUUCACGCGUGCUUCUCCAUCCGCAGAGCUACUGGCGCUCAUCCGAUACGCGUUGGGCCGGCUACGUACAAUUCGAUUGGGUUUCAUGUACCUUCACAAUGUCUUCUUCGGGGUGGAGGAAUAUGACGUCGCCCAGCGCAUAUUGCGUCGCAUGGGUUAUGGAUUUUGCGGUGUUUUCACUUUAAGUAGCUCACUGACCGGGGUUGCGAGCACCAGACACUUCGAUUCCGCUUGGAAUACGUUUGUGGAAAGUCGUCCACAGGCUGUGAUUGUGUUCGCUCCCCCCGUGGGGGAUACGGCAAGGUUCAUACGAAACCUGGUUGCUGACAGUCGCACGAGAAGUGCGUACGUGCUUGUUCCGUCGAUGCUCCAGUUUGCCAUUGAGAACAUGUGGCGCGAGGCGCUGGCCUUUGCCGAUAGCCCAUUUGUGGAUGGGCAAGUUGUGGUAACGGGAACCAACCCACUUGCAAGGGACACACAGUAUCACGCUAUCCGACGGUUUCAGAGAGACGUGAGGUCGUAUCUAAAAUCGAACCCGGGUGUAACGGUCUUCAAUGCCUCGAGCAAUUUCGAUCACGAUGACAUAGAUGGGCAGUUGUUGGUUUAUGGAUGGAUCACUGGUGAGGUGUUAGCUCAGGCGUUGAGCGUGCCCGAGCGUCUGACUGACAGAAAAACAUUUAUGCAAUCGUUGUAUGACCAGCGGCGAUACGUAAUUGAUGACCUUGUGAUUGGAGACUAUGGUGGUGAGUGCGCUGGUUGGGCAGCCGGUCAGGGAGCAAUGUGCUGGUGCAACCAGGGGGGGAACACGGUGCACGUAAGGGUGAUCAGUAGAGGCUACCGGCUGCUGGAUGCACCCGAUGGAAUUAUGAUGUUUGACUCUUCUCACUGCUACCCUAGCGAGGUCGAAAUGCAGGCUCCGUUCAAUGGUGUGUCUGUUCUGAUACCGGAUAGACCAACCGCAUUGCAUGCUGCUGUAGAAAUGGAAGAGGGCGCCUCUCUACUCGAAGUGAGGGAGCACAACCAAGACAGCAGGCUGUUUUUCGACACCAUCGUCUCGCCUUUCAGCGGAGCCGCCGAGGAGUUGCAGCGGGAGUGGUCCACGAAGAUCACCACGGCUGUGCUGGGUGUUGUGGAUGAAGCAAUGCUAAAAACACCCGGUGUCGCGUUCAUUGACCCGGUGCCGCUCGCGCCGCGACUGAACAAAAUGGAAAGGAAUGUUAUUCAUCUCUCGCCAACCCUGGAACAGCAAUUUUAUGUGUGCACGUCGUAUCUUUCGAGGAACGACAAAAAACGUCUGCAUAUCGUUAUCCGCAGUAUCGAUGCGGCCGCAAUCGAGGAUGUUCUGAAGAAAACCCUUGCGACGUUCAGUGUGGAACCGCAGUCAGUGGUAGUGCUGGACGGCAACGCCACGGUAGAGGGCCACCUGCCUGACAGUGGGGAUGUUUACGUCAUCGGCCUCACGGCAGCUGAUCCCGUAGUGAUUGCGGCCCAUCUCAAUAGUCAUGAUAGUGCUCGUGUGUUCGUUCCAUUUUUCGAUGUAGUACUGCUUCAUGAAGAAUUUUUUAACGCGUUCGAAGGCGUCUCGAGUGCUGAUCGCGUCCUCUUCGCCACUAACCUACCACAUUGGGCGGACGAGAUCACAGCGUCAGAGGUUGUACAGAAAUUCUACACAGCGGAAAGAAAUGCAUCACGGCGAACGCCGCUCUCGCUUCUAGGAUUUGCCACAGCGUAUUUCAUGCGGGUUAUUAUUUCCCCGAUGAAGGCUAUGAACGCAACUGCGCUUGUUGACUCCAUUUUUGCUCAAUCUGUAGUCAACGUCGGUGAGAUGCGCUACGGCCCCUUCGCCGAUGACGGUUGUUUUCUGAAAGGAGUGCCGCGUUUGACAGGUUGUGCCGUUAACUAUGGCGCAACGCAGAUAUCCGUGUGGUCUAUGGCCCGUGCCCUCAACGCCUCCAUUCCUCCACUUACAAAUCCCAUGACACCGUCAAUGAGGUACUUGGACCCGGACGCCGGUAAACUUUCACGGGGACAACUUGCUGGCGUAAUCGCCAGUUCCAUUCUCGUCGCACUGCUUCUUGUGGCUCUGACUACGGUGCUGCUGCAUGUCUCGCGACACAACACCCGUGAUAACAACAGCGCGCCAAAGGAGCCCACAGAGCCUGUGACAAUUGUUUUCACAGAUAUUGAAAGCAGCACGGCACAGUGGGCUGCCCACCCCGAUGUCAUGGCUGAUGCUGUCGCCGCACACCACAAGUUGAUCCGCGCGCUGAUCUCCCAGUACGAGUGUUACGAGGUGAAGACCGUUGGGGACUCGUUCAUGAUCGCGAGCCGAAGUGCGUUUAUGGCGGUGCAACUUGUGCGGGAUCUGCAGAGGGCGUUCCUUCGCCACGACUGGGGCGCGUCCGUGUUUGACGAGUAUUAUCGCAGUCUUGAGCAGGACCGUGCGUCAGAAAGUGAGGGAUACGUGCCGCCAACCGCACGCCUGGACCCCGACGUGUACCGAAAGUUGUGGAAUGGCCUCCGAGUGCGAGUUGGUGUGCACACCGGAUUGUGUGACAUUCGCCACGAUGAGGUGACAAAGGGUUACGACUACUAUGGUCAUACGUCGAACAUGGCUGCCCGCACAGAGAGCGCUGCGAAUGGUGGACAGAUAUUGCUGACACGUGCAACAUACCUUUCGCUAAGCACAGCAGAGCGUGAGCAACUUGACGUCACUGCGCUGGGCGCCGUCCCACUGCGUGGCGUUCCCGAUCCGGUCGAAAUGUACCAAGUUGAUGCUGUGGUCGGUCGGUCCUUCGCUGCACUGCGCCUCGACGGGGAAGUCGAUCUGGUCGCUGAAAGUGAAUUAGCUGUUUGCCACGCCAGUGACACCAGUUCAGCUACUACUGCCCUGGAUGAAUCAUCGCAGAUCAUCACCAGCUGCUUUGAGACGCUGCUUGGCGCAUUCACUCCUUCCAAGCGGCGAGACCUGCUGUUGCCUAUCUGCGAGCGUUGGCGUGUGACGUUGCCACAGAAAACCAAGUCCGUGUGGGAUGAUAACGACUGUCAGGAGGUUAUGCGGCGUAUAGCAACAAAAGUGGGCCGUGUGGUGGACUUCCAUGUUGUGGAUGACGGCGGUUGCUCGACGGAAACAGUAAGCAGUGCAUCGGUGAUUAUUAUAUCUAAUCAUGUGGAGGAUUUCACCGCGCAUCAAACUUAG